This is a messenger RNA of Blepharisma stoltei, 252 nucleotides long. The record is from the annotation of a GenBank genome assembly. NCBI's taxonomy places the organism in Eukaryota, Ciliophora, Heterotrichea, Heterotrichida, Blepharismidae.
AUGCAUGUUGCUACUUGAGGGUUUUUACCUUUAGAAUUAGGGCUUGACGAGUCAUUUUCCAAAGAAAAGCAAAGAUCUAGUGAAAAAUCAUUUUUUAUGUCAGAAGUUUCAGCACGUGCAGCAGCUAAUCAGAGGCUAAAAAUUUGAAUAAUCAUACUUAUUAUAUUAAUGUAUUUUCUCAAGUAUUUAAUCAAAACUGAUCCGUUUUCAACCUUCCUAAUCCAUUUUGAAAAAAAAUUGUUAAGUAUAUAA